Felis catus (domestic cat) is the source of this 4277-nucleotide messenger RNA. RefSeq names its product RCC1 and BTB domain containing protein 1 (gene RCBTB1). Lineage: Eukaryota; Metazoa; Chordata; Mammalia; Carnivora; Felidae. The record is from RefSeq and is a predicted model, not a curated record. Gene Ontology annotation, molecular function: protein binding. The transcript is spliced from 13 exons. Bases 468 to 2063 code for a protein of 531 amino acids.
GCUGCUAGAACGCGGCUUUGCUCACAGCUGCAGCCUGUUACCGCUCUGGGCGCUGUUUUGCUGAGAAGAGACCUCCCCUCCGACUCUCCUCCCCAUCCUCUUUCGGCCUUUCCCAGGAUCUUAGCAUCUUCUCCUUCAUCUCCGGGGAGGGUGGUGGUAUCACAGACCAUAUUCUCCACCGUUUCCCUUUCCCCCACAACACGGCCUCCACAACGGGGCAUUCGUUUAGGGACCUUUAUCCAAGAGUGCGGCGAAAUGAGUGAAAUAUUUCUCUUGUCCUGCGUUGGGUGCACUAACCGCUCUAUUUUAUGUGAGAUGACCAUCUAGGCACGCUCUGUUCCGCUCCCGGAAGGGCCCAGGUUUGACCGUGGAGGAAGGAUUGGACAGGUUGCCGGGGAAAGUGAGUGAUCCAUUCAACCAGAGCAGAGAUGUCAGCUUAUUUAUAGGAAUUACUUGAAGUCAGAGUCAUGGUGGAUGUAGGAAAGUGGCCAAUCUUCACUCUGCUCUCACCUCAAGAAAUUGCAUCUAUUCGGAAAGCAUGUGUCUUUGGCACCUCAGCCAAUGAAGCGCUGUACGUUACUGACAAUGAUGAGGUCUUUGUAUUUGGACUGAACUAUAGUAACUGUCUAGGAACUGGAGAUAACCAGAGUACACUUGUACCCAAAAAGCUGGAAGCCUUAUGUGGAAAGAAGAUUAAAAGCCUUAGUUAUGGGAGUGGACCACAUGUUCUUCUCAGCACUGAAGAUGGAGUUGUUUAUGCCUGGGGCCACAAUGGAUAUAGCCAGCUUGGGAAUGGGACGACCAACCAAGGCAUUGCUCCCAUCCAAGUCUGUACCAAUCUCUUGAUCAAGCAAGUGGUUGAAGUAGCUUGUGGCUCACAUCAUUCAAUGGCUCUGGCAGCUGAUGGAGAGGUAUUUGCUUGGGGGUAUAACAACUGUGGCCAGGUCGGAUCAGGAUCUACAACAAAUCAACCAACUCCUCGAAAAGUUACAAACUGUUUACAUAUUAAGAGGGUGGUUGGCAUUGCCUGUGGUCAGACCUCAUCCAUGGCUGUUCUGGACAAUGGGGAGGUGUAUGGCUGGGGUUACAAUGGCAAUGGUCAGCUAGGCUUGGGAAACAAUGGUAAUCAGCUGACCCCUGUGAGAGUGGCAGCUUUGCACAGCGUGUGUGUGAACCAGAUUGUCUGCGGCUAUGCACACACUCUAGCACUAACAGAUGAGGGCUUGCUCUAUGCCUGGGGAGCUAACACGUAUGGGCAGCUGGGAACUGGCAAUAAAAAUAACCUGCUAAGCCCAGCACACAUCAUGGUGGAGAAAGAAAGGGUAGUAGAGAUUGCGGCCUGCCACUCGGCCCACACGUCGGCUGCCAAGACCCAGGGCGGGCACGUGUACAUGUGGGGCCAGUGCCGGGGCCAGUCGGUGAUCCUGCCUCACCUCACGCACUUCUCCUGCACCGACGACGUGUUCGCCUGCUUCGCCACUCCUGCUGUCUCUUGGCGCCUCCUGUCUGUAGAGCAUGAAGACUUUUUAACAGUUGCUGAAUCACUGAAGAAAGAAUUUGAUAGUCCGGAAACUGCUGAUCUGAAGUUUCGAAUUGAUGGGAAAUAUAUCCAUGUCCAUAAAGCUGUUUUGAAAAUCAGGUGUGAGCACUUUCGAUCCAUGUUCCAGUCUUACUGGAAUGAGGAUAUGAAGGAGGUGAUAGAAAUAGACCAGUUUUCUUACCCAGUGUACCGUGCCUUUCUCCAGUACCUCUACACAGAUACAGUGGACCUGCCACCUGAAGAUGCUAUAGGUCUUUUGGACUUGGCCACGUCUUACUGUGAAAACCGGCUGAAAAAGCUCUGUCAGCACAUUAUCAAGCGUGGAAUUACGGUGGAGAAUGCCUUUUCAUUAUUCUCUGCUGCAGUCAGAUACGAUGCAGAGGAUUUAGAAGAAUUCUGCUUUAAGUUUUGCAUCAAUCAUUUGACAGAAGUUACACAGACUGCAGCAUUUUGGCAAAUGGAUGGCCCUCUGCUAAAGGAAUUCAUUGCUAAAGCCAGUAAAUGUGGAGCCUUUAAGAACUGAAGCCCCAGGCUGCUGGGUUUUGUGAAUGCUCUGGGGCACUGGCCAUGGUGGCUGCUUUGUGCUCUGCGGGUGAUGUAAUUUUGCAGGUAAAAAACCCGUCAGCUUGUUUGUUUUUCACAUCUUGAGACACCAUUCUCCGCGUAGGAAUGUAUGAAGGAUGUACAGCUUUUCCUGAACCCGUUCUAAACAAGUCUUGUUUCCAGAUAUGUGCAUUUUAAAUGUGACCUUAAUUUGGCUGGAACAUUGUAAAGGGGUGAAAGUUUAGCUGGUCGUUUGUGUUUUGUUUUGUUUUGUUUUUGAUUAGAGGAACUGCUGAACUUGGAAAGGAGAAGUUUGCGGUAAUUCUCCUGGCUCACAUAGUAACAACCCUUUCGAUCCCAGGAACUGGGAUGGUUUGUGGAUUGUGACAUAGACAUAAGAGGCCCCACCUUGAAUUAAAGAUGCUGACUUUGGGGCUUGUUGAAAUGCUGCAUCAGUUGCUAGUUCACUAGCCGUACUGUGAAGGAGUAGUGAAGAUAGUUUGAGGUUUUUGUGUGUGUUUGUACUACUGAGGACCUUUUUUAACUUCAUCGUGUAUCAAAAAACAAUAUUCAGUUUAAUAUGAGUUAAACCUAUUACGAUGAUGAUUAUGCAAAGAUAAACUUGUAGGCUAGCCAAGGUUUCUCUUAAGAAUUAAGUCCAUAAAGAGUAGUAAUUUAGGACUACCUGUAAAAAGUUGAUAUCGAAAGAAACUUUGGACAGAGGUCAAUAUUUUAUAGAGUAUCCACUACUAUCCAACAGUGUUUUGUUUUAUUAAGAUACAGUCUAAGAGCUGAAGUUUAAAUUUGAUUCCCUACUGUUUCCCCCAUAAACGCUAAUCAUGAGAAGAAAGUAAUGGCAUAUUCAGCAUACUCUUGCCUUCCUAAAUUAUGGCUGCUAGACGAUCAGAUCCACUACAUCUGACUCACAAGGUGUUCUUAAAACCAGCUUUCUGGCAGGACUUCAUAGAAUUUCUCUCUUUUAUCUAUAGGCCAAGUGUCACACCUUUGCUUGUUUGCAACUUCAGCUUUCGUUUUUUAUUUCCUCGUCUUUUGAUUGUGUUAGGUAUAAUAUUUAGCACAAUAUAACUUUGAAAAAGGAUCAAAAUUACGAUUUCUCUGAAAAGAUCUUUUUAAAUAGGAUCCUUUUAAGUUCAAGUUUUUUGGGUUUUUUUGUUUGUUUCUUUUUUGGUCUGGUUAUGAACAUGACUUUUGGAGGAAGAGUGUUCGUUCAACUCUGAGUUUUAUCGUGUGUGUCUAUUGAGCUUGCUGUAAGAACAAAGCUUUGUUCUCUCUGGCUCACAGACUCAUUUCCAUUUGUGGGCAUUCCCUUAGUGAACGGUUUCCUGUUUGGAAGGUCCCUCAUCUGAACUUGGAGCCCAAAUACAUUUUCAGAGUCAAAUUAACAAGAGAGUGAAGAUAUGCUGCAGCUACUAUUUUUAGCAGUGUCUCUGAGUGUGUCUGAGGGUUUGGAUGGGAGUGAGGGCCCAAAGAUAGGAAUCCAUUGAUAAGUGAGAUAAAUUCAAACCUAGAAGUCCCAGCUCCCUUUUCCUGACCAUGUUGCAAGUGAUUGAAGCCCAGUCAGUUAUUAAUUAGGAUUAGUUCUGCAACAUGAUAGAAUUUUUCUUACUAGGUUGAUGAAUGCACAUUAAUUUGAUUAUUAGCUAUGAUGGGUGGUGUUCAUAACAAUCACUGUUCUAUAGGCUUAUGAUCUGGACAAAACAAGACCUGCGGUAUGUUUACUAUUGCUCUUACUUGAAAAAACCUUAAAGCACAAAUUAAAGUAGUAGAUCCAUUUCCAUAGAUUGUUCAUUCAUUCAACAAAUAUUUACUGAGGUUCCUUAUAUAGGUAAAGAACCACUUCUCAGAUUACCGAGUAAUUUGUAUGAGUGUGUAUGUAGUGAAGAAAAUGGAAAUACGUUCUUUGAAAAGUACUUGAGUAUCUUUUUUUUUUUUUUAAUACAUUCUUAUUUUUCUACUUGGUUUCAUUGUUAAUCAUAGCAGGAAAUGAAAACUGUUCUUUGAGUUGUUUUUUUCAUCUGAUGUGAUAAUGAAAGCCAAAGUAUUCAUAUUUCUUAAGAUAACCCUAACUGUACUCUUGAACUUCUUACUGGAAUAAUAUUUGAUACUCUAGUAUAUAGGCUGUAUUUAUGUAAUGUUUAGAAUGACAUAUUAAUAAAUAAUCUGUCAAGACAUA